AGGAAGCCGACCUAGCAACAGCUCUGAGUGUGAACCGAAGUUUGGAGAACGACCUCCGAGAACUGAAGGAUCAAGUAGUCACUCUGAAGCUCUCACUGGAGGAUACCAAAAAGCAUCUCCACAGUGAAAUGUUGAGGAGAGUGGAUCUGGAAAAUCAAAUGAAAACUUUGCAAGAGCAAAUGACAUUCCAGAAGCGCCUUCAUGAAGAUGAGCUCAAGGAGACAAAAAGAGUCCAUGAGAGCAGGAUAGCAGAAAUAGAAUCCGGCCGUCAGAGAGAAUUUGAGAGUAAGCUCUCGGAUGCUCUGCAGGGACUCAGAAAACAGCAUGAAGAACAAAUUCAAGGAUACAAAGAGGAGCUGGAACGAACAUUCAGUGCAAAAGUGGAGAAUGCCCAGCUGUCUGCAGCAAGGAAUAGUGACUUUGCCAAUGCUGCUCGGGAGGAACUAAUGGAAACAAAGCUGAGAGUUGAUACUCUAACAUCCCAAGUUAAUCAAUAUCAAAGCCAGAAUGCUGCUUUGGAGAACAGAAUAAGGGAGCUACAGGAAACGCUGGAUUAUGAUCGUGAUCUCCAUCGAAGACGUAUGGCAGAAAAAGAGAAAGAAAUGGCACAAGCCCAGCAGCAGGUACAAGCACAGUUGGAAGAAUAUGAGCAUCUCUUAGAUGUGAAACUGGCUCUAGAUCUGGAAAUAAAUGCCUACCGAAAGAUGCUGGAAGGAGAAGAACAGAGGCUAAAGCUCUCACCUAGUCCAUCUUCACGUGGCACUGCAACUCAAGCAACAACAAGUCAAGGGCGCCGGUUUCUGCAUGGGAGAAAAAGGAAAAUGAAAGAAGCAAAAAUGAGAGGGCGUAGUACUGGAUUUAAGACUGUUCAGCAUGCUUCAUCUUCUGGAAAUGUAUCUAUUGAAGAAAUUGAUACCGAGGGGAAAUUUGUCAGGCUUAGAAACAACUCUGAUGAGGAUCAACCACUGCAUGGAUGGGUGUUGAGACGACGGCUUGGAAGUGUCUCUGAUGCAACAUAUAGAUUCCCUUCACUGUUCACUCUUCAGGCAGGCCAAAUAGUUACAAUCUGGGGUGCAGAUGCUGGUGUAAGUCCAGGUCCUAGUGAUCUGGUCUGGAAGUCUCAGUCUUGGGGAACUGGGGACACCAUUGGUGUUACACUCAUCACAGAUGAUGGUGAGGAACUGGCAGAGAGGAAGAUAAUGCAUGUACCCAGAGGAGAAGAAAGUGGUGAACAGGAUGAGUGGGAGGAAGAAAUAACUGGAAGUGAAAUAGAGUUUCCAUCUCAGCAAAAUGAGGACCCUAGCUGUUCUAUCAUGUAAUGAAGACAAGGUGAUGACCGCCUAAAAAUGCAUCUCAGCCCAAAGUGACACUUUGGACUACAUGUGUUCUGGUAUCCUCUGAAAUAUCUGAAACUUGGAAUUCACAUCUCCCACCUGAUGCGUGUGUAAGAAGUGUUGUCCUUAAUGUGAGACUUCCUACCUUUUGACACUGGACCUGGUCUUGGAUUCCACCAUUUAAAGAGCAGCAAAGUACAAGAUCCUUACAAAAUUUUUUUUUGCUCUAAAUAAGAACAUAAGGAUCUAGUUUCUAUGACCUGCUGAAACAUGGGAGAACAUAGUUUACAAUGCUUAAUGUUAGUUGUGUUCCAAAACAAUGAUAAAUACUUAAGAGUGAACAUGAGGCUGCCUCAGCUUUCUGAAUAGUCUGACAUGGGGUUUGCAUGGGUCUUGCACCUUGAGCAAGUCAGAACUUGGCUGGGGAAAAGCAUUACCCUAAAGGGUGCUGAGUGUCUGAAACGUUUCCUGUUCAGAUCCUGAUAUUGAAACAUGAAACUGGUCUAGAUUGCUUGUUAGAACUUUCUAGUGUUUAAACUUUUAAAAUUAAAAGCAACUUGUAAAAUGUUUUUUACUUGCUUGGUAUUAAAUGUACUGUUUCUGUGUUCUAGCACCUGGAAAUCUACAGACUUCAGUAUUUGAUAUUCCUAGAUAUAGAACAGCACAGCAUAGCUCUUAUUUCAAAUUUUUUGGAACCUUAAACAGCUGUAUCCUAUAAAUGUGUGUGUGUUGGGGGGAAGCAUCUCAUUCCAACAGAUAAGGUACUCUAACUAGCGAUAUUAGCACUCUGAAUGGUGCCGACAAGCCAGCCUCUUAGGGGGAUAGAAGAAACAUUCUGAAACAAAGAGCAAGGCUAGAAAGCACCAACUAUAAUGAAAGAUGCAUCAAAAAUACCUGCUCUUAAAAGUUCCUGUGCCCUAAAUAUCUGACAUAAAUAAGGGGAAGUGCAGUCUGCGGUACUGCUUUUGUGUACAUCUCACCUGACAGAUGGGGAAUACUCUCUUGGCCAGUAGGUAAAUUACUGUAACUUUAAUGGCUUUGCUGUCCACACAGAGAGGCCUAUGUAACCCUUGGAAACAGGCAGUCAUCCUUUAUAGCCAUUAUUCCUUGCCUUCCCCCUGCAAAGGCCUACCUGGUUGCUGUAUGGUGGAGAAAUACCCAUUUCUCUUUAAGAACAUGAAGGGAGGGAAGCAGCUGCUAUUGCAGACCUCAUCAAAUAUUAGAUUACUUUCUGACCUUCACUCUUUCCUUGCCAGUCUUCAGUGUUACAGUACAACUGAAUUUAAGAUCUGUUCUGUGUUAGGAUGCAGUUCUUAAUGUGAGGCUUGCCUUAGACUGGCUUAAAUUCACUUAAAUCAAGCUAUUUAAUAAUUGAAGUUUUAAGGUAUUUCAACCAAAUGUUGGCUGAACACUUGUGAUUUAGCAGAUCUGAAUUCUUGUUGUACCUCAUGGCCUAAAUUUAAAUAGAUGCUGCUAUAACCUUGCUAUAUUUAUCUUGAUCUGUUAAACUUUUUUAUUAUUAAAGAUUUUGUGUAUAUAACCAGCCUUUGAGUUUAAUAUUUUUAGGUUAAAAACAAAGUUACUUAUUGGCAAUAGUCACUGUUAAUUAUUGGUAUUAGCAAAGUGCUUCAAAAGACUGAAGCAAUAAAAGUGACAUGUGUGUGAAAGAUUUCCUGCAGAUUGAAGAAGCCUUCAACAAUAGACCAAGCUGCCCUGUUUACAUAGCUAAUAAAGCUGAACUGUACUGAACUUGAUGUAAGAGGAGUCCUUAGUAAUUUAGAUCAGGUUUCUUUGCAGAACACAAGGGAAGGAUGAUGUGCAUUGACAAACAAGUGAAAGAGGUUUGAACUACUGCAAAGGUCUUAAUGUGAAAUAGCUGCUGCAGACCACUGGUUGGUAACACCAUCAACAGCCUAGGAAACAAGAUCUACAAGAAGCUCAUGAACAUCUUAGCACUCGCCCUUAAGAACAUACACAGUAAAGAACUUCUCUGAUAUUUGCAAUGGAUCUUACUGUGCAAGUUGUCCACCUAGCAGCAAAGGGAAGGAAAAGGAUGGUUGGCUUCCUGUCACCUCUACACAUUACCCUAUUCAACAACAGUAUAGCUAUCUUCUGACUUCUUACUUCUAGCUCACUUUUCCACAGCUAUUUCUGUUGGAUGAGACAUGUAUUGCAGCUGAUCAGGAGCUCUGUACUAAAUGGCCAGCUGCCUAGGGCCAAGUGUAAGGAGAAUUCAAAUUUUUUUAUGCAUGUAUGUGAUGUGUGUGUAUGUAAAUGUAUUUUUAUAUAUAUAAAUUCUCUCCUCUAGGGAAUUCUGGCCAGACAGAUGAGAUCUUGGUGUCUGUUUUCUUGCCUGCUAUGGAAAUGUAAGACAGACCUCUGAUAAAGAAGAAAAAAAUUCGAAAGGAAAAGCCAAAUGUUUUGGCAACUACCAGGUGUGUCACAGAACACUGUUUCAAAAGGCCUGAGCAGAAGUAAAAUGCUAGUGCUGCUUAAACAGUAGGCUUUUUUUACUGUGUAUCUUGUCAAAGAGGCUGUAAGCUUUGGUUAUGACAGUCUACCUCUCUUUCACUGCUUGUACUCUAUGUUAUGGAUUAUUAGGGGUAUAUGAUAAUUCUCAAAUUCAUUAGUAUAUCACUGCAGUGUACCAAA
This is a messenger RNA of Struthio camelus australis, 3986 nucleotides long. Lineage: Eukaryota; Metazoa; Chordata; Aves; Struthioniformes; Struthionidae. The record is from RefSeq and is a predicted model, not a curated record.